AUCACCAAAAUCACUUCCUUUCCCCUUUCACUUUACAUAAUUUUAGUACUAUAAAUACAUACAACUCUAAGCUACCAAAACAAAACACACCACACACAAGAAACACAAAAAAUUAUAUCACUAUAUUCAAUAUGGGAACUCUUUAUCAACCCCUCGAAUCAACUAUUCAAGAACUUAAGGUCACAAUUCAAGACACAAGCUUAGUUUUUCCUUCAGAAGAAACUCAGAAAAAACCUAUGUUUUUAUCAAAUAUUGAUCAAGUCCUCAAUUUUGAUGUCCAAACGUUGCAUUUUUUUCCUGCCAAUUCUGAAUUUCCACCAGAAAUUGUGAAAGAAAAACUCCGAAACGCGUUAUCGAAAGUACUAGUUCCAUAUGAUUUUUUGGCUGGGAGGCUUAAGAUGAAUCACCAAAUUGGAAGGUUGGAAAUAGAUUGUAAUGCAGAAGGGGCUGUAUUUGUUGUAGCUUCAAGUGAAUUAACAUUAAAAGAAAUUGGUGAUUUGGUUUAUCCUAAUCCUGGAUUUAGACAACUUAUAACUCAGAGUAUUGAUCUCUUGGAAAAAGAUGAUAAACCACUUUGCAUUAUCCAGGUGACAUCAUUUAAGUGUGGUGGUUUUGCUAUGGGCACAUCAACAAAUCACAUAACCUUUGAUGGAACAAGCUACAAGAUUUUCUUACAAAACUUAGCUUCUCAAGCAUUUGGUGAUGACAAGCCCUUAGCUAUUGUCCCAUGCAAUGAUCGUUCUCUUUUAGCCGCUCGAUCACCACCACGUGUCGAUUUCCCACAUCCUGAAUUACUCAAAUUGGAAGUCCCUAUAGGUGAAGAACUAAAUCCUACAGUAUUUGAAACCCUAGAAGAAGAGCUUGUGUUCAAAAUAUUUAAGCUUAAUUCAAGUGACAUUAGUUCAUUGAAGGACAAGGCAAAAGACGAAAAUGCCCCUCAUGCAAAAGUUACAAGUUUUAAUGUGGUAACUGCUUAUGUAUGGAAAUGCAAGGCAUUAUCUUUUGAUGUUGAGAACAAUUCAGAGAGAAUUUCCACUGUUUUAUUUGCUGUUGAUAUAAGGCCAAGGCUAAAUCCACCAUUACCAAAAUCAUACACUGGAAAUGCUGUUUUGACUUCCUAUGCUUCCGCCACGUGUCACGAACUCGAAGAAUGGCCAUUUUGUAAAAUUGUGGCUAUGGUAUCAAAAGGGGCUAUGAGAAUGACUGAUGAAUAUGCUAGAAGUGCAAUAGAUUGGGGAGAAUUUUAUAAGGGAUUUCCAAAUGGAGAAUUUUUAAUUUCUUCUUGGUGGAGAUUAGGGUUUUCUGAAGUGGAAUACCCUUGGGGAAAACCUAAGUAUAGUUGUCCAGUGGUUAGCCAUAGAAAAGAUAUUAUUUUGUUGUUCCCUAAUAUUGAUGAUGGUAUUACAAGCAGCAGCAAUGAUGGGGUCAAUAUUUUGGUUGCUCUUCCUAUCAAACAGAUGGAGAAAUUUGAAUCCUAUUUUAAUAAGUUUUUGUUGGCUUAAGAUAAUACUUUUUUUUUUAAAAAAAAUGAAAGAUUCUUAUAUAUAUAUGUUGUAAACAUGAUGAAUGUUGAAAAUUAUUUGUAUGGUGCUUCUAAAAUUAUUAUUAUUAUAAAGGAUGAUUUGCACAAUUUUUUUUUUUUUUGGGAAGGGUUUAUUGUAAUAAAUAACGGAAUUUGAUAUAUGGUUGUUUAUAUAAUAAUAUAUAUAAAGAUCUUGGCAUGCAUA
This is a messenger RNA of Nicotiana tabacum (common tobacco), 1727 nucleotides long. RefSeq names its product acyltransferase GLAUCE-like. Lineage: Eukaryota; Viridiplantae; Streptophyta; Magnoliopsida; Solanales; Solanaceae. Gene Ontology annotation, molecular function: acyltransferase activity, transferring groups other than amino-acyl groups. The record is from RefSeq and is a predicted model, not a curated record.